AUUGCAGUCACUAUUCAACGGAUGCCACCUGGAAUUCUGACUAAGCGGCCACGGCAAAACUGAAACUGUCCCCCCAAGCCUUGUUCCCUUUGAAUUCCCAUGCGAAUUGCGAGAGAAACAAAACCAAUUCGAUGCAGGGCUUGGUGAAGACGGCAUUCUCUUAAUUAGCUCGAGAGAGCCAAAAACCCUAGCCCCCAUUUAGGAGGAAAUUGCUCCAAAUUGGCAUAGUUUGUUUGUCCGAUUUCAAUUUGAUAGGAUACUGGGGUUCCGACUACAAUCUGUUUGAGAAGAAGAUAUGGGGAAAGGAGCGGGUUGCGUGCCUAGCAAGAGACGGCCGCCGGCGGUGCGAGCGGAGAACUCUUCGAGUGAUGCAAAGAAUGCACCAGUUGCUAUAGAGGAGAGGGACGUUGAAAUUGAGACGGCAAACAGUGCACUUCCACAUCCGGCGGAGGUCAAGUUGAAGAUAUUUAUCGUGUUCUACUCCAUGUAUGGGCAUGUGGAGAGCUUGGCGAGAAGGAUAAAGAAGGGGGUGGAUGGAAUCGAUGGCGUUGAGGGAUUCUUGUACCGUGUGCCUGAAACGCUUCCACUUGAAGUUCUUGAGAUGAUGCAGGCGCCCCCUAAGAAUGAGGAAAUUCCAUUCAUUACUGCGGCAGAGCUCACUGAGGCUGACGGGAUUUUGUUUGGGUUUCCCACGAGGUUUGGAAGCAUGGCUGCUCAAAUGAAGGCGUUUUUUGAUAGUACAGGUCAGUUGUGGAAGGAACAGAAGCUGGCAGGGAAACCGGCUGGGUUCUUUGUGAGCACCGGGACACAAGGUGGAGGGCAAGAAACAACCGCUUGGACUGCAAUCACACAGCUGGCCCACCAUGGCAUGCUAUUUGUUCCUAUAGGUUACACGUUUGGUUCCAAUAUGUUCAAGAUGGAAGAGAUCAGAGGAGGCUCCCCAUAUGGUGCUGGAGUAUAUGCAGGUGAUGGUACUAGGGUAGCCAGUGAGGUGGAACUUGCUCUUGCUGAACACCAAGGGAAGUACAUGGCCUCCACUGUUAAGAAAAUGGCUCAGCCUUAGUCAAAGAAUCAAACUAUUUAUUUGGAUUUGUUUUCUGAAUUGAUUAUAAGGUUCUGCUUUUUUUUCUUCUUUUUUUUUUAUUUGUGGUUAUCAGCAAAAUAAACCUUAAGAAGUCUCUCAUUCCUCUUUUCUCUUGCUUUCUUACAUUCCUGUUAUGUUUCUCUUGUUCUGCAGUGCUAUUUACAGCAUCUUUGUGCAAGUUUUUAAAGGCUGGUAACCCUAGAAUAGUAGUGCUGAUUGUGGAUUCAAAUAUUUAUGGAGUGUCCUGGUGCUCUGGUUUCAUCUA
Molecule: messenger RNA, 1349 nt
Organism: Phalaenopsis equestris
Lineage: Eukaryota; Viridiplantae; Streptophyta; Magnoliopsida; Asparagales; Orchidaceae
Product: probable NAD(P)H dehydrogenase (quinone) FQR1-like 2
Exons: 3
Coding region: 296-1063 (255 amino acids)
Molecular function (GO): NAD(P)H dehydrogenase (quinone) activity; FMN binding
Source: RefSeq, a predicted model, not a curated record